Messenger RNA from Panicum virgatum (switchgrass), 912 nucleotides. RefSeq names its product cis-zeatin O-glucosyltransferase 1-like. The record is from RefSeq and is a predicted model, not a curated record. NCBI's taxonomy places the organism in Eukaryota, Viridiplantae, Streptophyta, Magnoliopsida, Poales, Poaceae. The coding region runs from base 1 to 912 and encodes 303 amino acids. The transcript has 4 exons.
AUGAAAAUUUCAUCUCUGUUCCUUCUGCGUAUUAGUAGUUCAGUAAUACAGUGUCAUUUCAAGGAAGAUUCAGCGAAACCGCACCACGGCGAUGGAAUCCGACUUCGGCGUGGCCAUGUGACGGUGCCGUUCCCGGCGCAGGGCCACCUGAACGAGUUCCUGCACCUCUCCCUGCUGCUCGCGUCUCGGGGGCUCCCCGUCCACUUCGCCGCGCCAGAGCCGCACCUCCGGGAGGCCCGCACGCCCCUCCACGGCUGGGGCGGCGGCGUCGCCGACUCCCUCCUCCUCUCCAUGGUCCACUUCCGCGCGCUCGAGGUCCCCACGCACGAGUCCCCUGCCCCCGAUCCCGCGUCCCCGUUCCCGGCGCACAUGCUGCCCCUCUUUGAGGCCUUCUGCGCCGCCGUGCGGGCCCCGCUCGGCGCGCUCCUGGAGGAGCACUCCACGACCCACCACCGCGUCGUAGUCCUCCACGACCGCAUGGCGGAGUUCGCGGCGGGGGAGGCCGCGCGGCUGCCCAACGGCGAGGCGCUCGGGGAGGCGCUCGGGGUGUGCUGCCUUGCCGCCUCGUACAACGUCGGGUGGGCAGACCCCGGGCACGCCCUUCUGCGGGACCACAGCCUCGUCUUCCACCCGCCCGACGCCUGCGCUACCAAGGAGUUCGUGGCUCUCGCCAAGCGGAUGGGGCAAGAGUGCAGGCGCGCCCCCCGGCGCCGGCAUGAUGGCGCCGACGACGCCGGGGAUCCCCGAGUCGGCCUGGAAGCGGGCCUUGAAGCCGCCGGCGGCGGCGGCGUCGUGCCAGCGGAGGAAGCGGCGGUGUCGCCUUCUUGGCUUCUUGCGGAGCAGGUCGUCAUCGUCAUCCCGGCGUCCGUCUCGCUCGCCCGUCCAUCACUCAGGUGCACCAGCAGCAGCUAG